AUGUGAUCAGUGUUCCCAGGCUUAUCUUCACUCUCCGACUCCAAUCCAUGUGGCAGAUAUUGUGUGUCACUUGUCCAAAACCCUGUCGCAAGAACAGUGACCGCGCUCCGGCAGCCGCCUCUCCUACCUCGCUCCACCGCACACGGGCCAUGGUUACUGGUAUGAGGGAGGCAGCACCUCAGGAGGGGCAGGGAGGAGGGAAAGGACAGCGAUGGGUGUAUUCAGGCUGAAGGGAGUGAUAAGGGCUAUAAGUGCAUGGAGGGACAUUGAGGAGGGAGAGUUGACGGGUGGGGGAUUCGCGCUGUAGGAGUGCUGCAUGUCAAAGCUGUUUAUUGUUUGUGAAUGAGGCAGAACGGUUCGGCCCAGGACCAGGCCCUUCGGCCCAUUGUCUGUGCUCAGCAUGAUGCCAAAUCAGUGUAAAUCCAUUCUGCUUGCACGUAAUCCGUGUCCCAGUCUCAGGCGUGUCUACCCCCACCCCCACACCACUGGCAGCCUGUUUCGGGCACCCGCCGGUCUCUGUGUGUAAAAGCCCGAGAAGAGUUUAUUCGAGAUAUACGCCUGGAAAGCACAAGAUCCUCUUCUGCACCCUCUUCAAAGCGCCCACACCCUUCCUGUCAUGCGAGACCAGAACUUCACACAAUACUCCGAGUGUCGCCUGACCGGUUUUAUACAAUGUGACUUAGAAUCAUUGAAAAAUACAGCACAGAAACAGGCCAUUUGACCCAUCAGGUCCGUGCUGAACCAUUUGAACUGCCUACUCCCAUCGACCUGCACCGGACCAUCGCCCUCCGUACCCCUCCCAUCCAUGUACCUAUCCAAACUUCCCUUAAACGUUAAAAUCGAGCUCUCAUGCAUUACUUGUGCUGGCAGCUCAUUCCACAAUCUCACGACCUUCCGAGUGAAGAAGUUUCCCUCAUGUUCCCCUUAAACUUUUCUCCUUUCAGCCUUAAUCCAUGACUGGUUGUAGUCACAUCCACUGCAGAAUCCACUCUCCUACUUACCACUCCGACUGAUGAACACACGCCUUCUCUGCCGCCCUGUCUACUUGAGAAACCAGUUUCAGGGAGCCUCGACCUGCACCCCGGGAUCCCUCUGUACAUUAUCGCUCUGACUGUUGAGUACACAUUUAAUGUAAGGCAUCGUUUGCCCACCACAGAAGUAAGUUUGCUAUCACUGACAUAAGAUGUGAAAUCUUUUUUUUUGCGGUAGCGGUAUAGUGCAAGGCAUAAAAGUCAUGAGAAGGUGCAAAAUAAAUACCUAAUUCAAAACGAGAUUUGAUGAGACUGUGUUCACGGACCGUUCAGGACGGGAAGAAACUGGGUAUAGUUGACCACAGGACUUCAGGUUCCACCUCCUCCCUGACGGUAGUAAUAAGAAGGGGGUAUGCCUCGGAUGGCGAGGGUCCUUGGUGAUUGCUGCCGCCUUCUUGUAGUGCCUCUUGGAAAUGCCCUCGGUGUUGGGGAGGGUUGUGCCCGUGAUGGAGUUGGCGGAACCUACGACCCUCCGCAGCCUCAUCUGAUGCUGCGCAUUAGAGCCGCCAGACCUCCGAGUGAAGUUUGGUGGCCGAUGUGCCGCCUUUGUGACUGUAGCAACGUGUUUGGUGUUGGAAAUGUUGCCCCGUGUCUUUGACCCAUCACUCACGUUCCUCUCCCGAACAAACUUAUGUUCAAUCCUUUCCCGACCCUCGCUGUGUAGCAGCGCACCCGAGCUAAUCCCAGAUAGGGUGGUGGACAGGAUUUGAACACCUCCUCUCUCCCUCAGAGACUCCUCCGUCACCGACCGCACCAGCCAUGACUCGGAACUUUAGUAAGGAGCCGUUGACCGUCUCGGGGGGAUUUCACAAGAAGUACAAAACCAAGGAGGUGAUUGGAAGAGGAGUGACCAGCAUGGUGCAGCGCUGCAUUCACCAGGCGACGGGCAAGGAGUACGCGGUGAAGGUGAUCGAGCUGUUCGCCGACAACCUGACUGCCGCUCAACUCUCCGAGGUUCGCCAGUCUACCCUGAACGAGGUCCAGAUCCUGCAGAUGGUGUCGGGCCACCGGAGCAUCAUCACACUCAUCGACUUCUUCAGCUCAGCCACCGUCGCCUUCCUGGUGUUCGACCUGAUGAAGCAAGGGGAGCUGUUUGACUACCUCACCAAGAAAGUUGCUCUAAAGGAGAGGGAGACCAGGGUAAUAAUGCAGGAGCUGCUCCAGGCGGUGGAGUACCUGCACAGCCGAAACGUGGUUCACCGUGACGUGAAGGCAGAAAACAUCCUGCUGGAUGAGGGGUUUCAUAUCCGCCUCUCUGACUUUGGAUUCUCCUGCUUCCUGCAACCCGGCCAGCGACUGAGAGAGCUCUGUGGGACCCCGAGCUACUUGGCACCAGAGAUACUGAAAUGUUCCAUGGAUGAAACACAUCCAGGGUACGGCAUGGAGGUUGACAUGUGGGCAUGUGGAGUCCUGAUGUUCACCAUCGUCUCCGGCUCCCCCCCCUUCUGGCACCGGAAACAGCUCACCAUGAUGCGCAACAUAAUGGAGGGCCGGUACCAGAUAAACUCGAGCGAGUGGCGAGACCGGUCCCAUGCCAUCAAGGAUCUGACCUUCCGGAUGUUGACAGUGGAUCCCAGCCUGCGGAUCACAGCAGAACAAGCCCUAUCCCAUCCCUUCUUCUACAGCUAUAAACUAGACGAGCGGCCUUUCACCUCCCUGCAGAAGUUCCGGGCGGUGGUGUGGGCGAUCGUGCUCUGCGCCCGGCUGUGGGAGAGCCAGCGACAACGCAGGCCUGAGCGCCAGAAGGAGCUUGUACAGGAUGCCUACCAGGUGAGAGUGGGCCACCGCCUCAUCGACGGCUGCGCCUUCCACCUCUAUGGUCACUGGGUGAAGCGAGGCCUGGCUCAGAACCGGGCAACUCUCUUCCAGCACACACCCCGCGCCCUGGCUGAGGAGGUUCACCUCAGUCACGACUCCUCCCUGCAGUGGCCCCAGGGUGAGUCAGAUGGAAGUUCAAACUGUGUCUGUCCCCAAGGGGUGUGUGAUGAGACAGCUUCACUGUGGAGAGAGAUUCACUCCGUGUCUGACCCUGGCAGUGUGUGAUGGGACAGUGUGGAGAGAAAUUCACUCUGUGUCUGACCCCGGGAGUGUCUGAUGGGACGGUGUGGAAGGAGCUUCACUCUGUGUCUGACCCCGGGAGUGUGUGAUGAGACGGUGUGGAGAGAGAUUCACUCUGUGUCUGACCCUGGGAGUGUGUGAUGGGACGGUGUGGAGGGAGUUUCACUCUGUGUCUGACCCCAGGAGUGUGUGAUGGGACGGUGUGGAGUGAGUUUCACUCUGUGUCUGACCCCGGGAGUGUGUGAUGGGAUGGUGAGGAGGGAGAUUCACUCUGUGUCUGACUCAGGAGUGUGUGAAGGGAUGGUGGAGGGGUGUGGGGCGGGAAGAUUCACUCUGUUCCUGACCAGGAGUACAUGAACUCCCUCUCACUCCCUCUCUCCCCAGCAUCCCCCCCUCCCAUACAGAUCACUGACCACGAUUGACUGCCCCAGUUGCUGGGCCUAGUUGGAAUGUGUUCUCCUCCGAGAAUCUACAGUCACAGAUCAGCGUGGACGUGUGGAGGAUGCUGGGUGGGGUGGGGAUGUGGCAGGGUGGUUGGGCCGAUACUGUGGCCAGACAGAUGGAUCGUCCCUCAGUCAGGGGUCUGUGCCUGGCAAUAGUUGCUGGGUCAGGGGGAUGGGAACAUGAACCUGGGGAAUGUGUACCUCCAACUUCCUAUCACCUCACCUCCUCCCACAACUCCUCCCCUCUCCCUGAAUUUCUUCCUCACCCUCUGCUCA
This is a messenger RNA of Hypanus sabinus (Atlantic stingray), 3808 nucleotides long. Its product is annotated as phosphorylase b kinase gamma catalytic chain, liver/testis isoform-like. Gene Ontology annotation, biological process: protein phosphorylation; glycogen biosynthetic process. Gene Ontology annotation, molecular function: ATP binding; phosphorylase kinase activity; calmodulin binding. Lineage: Eukaryota; Metazoa; Chordata; Chondrichthyes; Myliobatiformes; Dasyatidae. The transcript is spliced from 9 exons. Bases 1791 to 3074 code for a protein of 427 amino acids. The record is from RefSeq and is a predicted model, not a curated record. Gene Ontology annotation, cellular component: phosphorylase kinase complex.